This is a messenger RNA of Acaulospora morrowiae, 225 nucleotides long. The record is from the annotation of a GenBank genome assembly. NCBI's taxonomy places the organism in Eukaryota, Fungi, Glomeromycota, Glomeromycetes, Diversisporales, Acaulosporaceae.
AUGUUAUUCUUCCUUUCAAUAUUCAUUGCACAAAUAUUUGUCCCUCCGCCACCUUACCAAACGAGCGUCGGUACCUACGAGAAAUCUACGGUCAAACAGAGGGGACGAGCAUUUACACAUAGGUGUGAGAGAUUGAGUGAGACGAUCAAUGAGAAGGAGCAGAUUUUUGUGACGAACGGGGACGAGGGGUCGCUCGGAGGAUUGAUUGUGAAGGAAAGAUUAUAG